Messenger RNA from Erinaceus europaeus (western European hedgehog), 8060 nucleotides. RefSeq names its product mediator complex subunit 1 (gene MED1). Gene Ontology annotation, biological process: cellular response to thyroid hormone stimulus; regulation of transcription by RNA polymerase II. The transcript has 17 exons. NCBI's taxonomy places the organism in Eukaryota, Metazoa, Chordata, Mammalia, Eulipotyphla, Erinaceidae. Gene Ontology annotation, cellular component: mediator complex. Bases 216 to 4949 code for a protein of 1577 amino acids. Gene Ontology annotation, molecular function: transcription coregulator activity; nuclear vitamin D receptor binding; nuclear retinoic acid receptor binding. The record is from RefSeq and is a predicted model, not a curated record.
UCGCGUUCUUUGGGAAGUUCCGUUGAGGAAGAUGGCGGCGGCCGCAAGCACCCUACUCUUAUUGCCGCCGGGGACUUCAGACUGAGCCUUUCCGGAAAGAGUAGGCACAGCUGGUGCCCUUGCACCUCGAGAGCACUAACUAACCUGGUUCCCACGGCAGUGGUGGGGAAGGGCUUGUGGUGGUGUGUAGCACUCAGGCCCUCCCCACCGUCAGGAUGAAGGCUCAGGGGGAAACUGAGGAGUCAGAAAAGCUAAGUAAGAUGAGCUCUCUCUUGGAACGACUUCAUGCAAAAUUUAACCAAAAUAGGCCUUGGAAUGAAACCUUUAAGCUUGUGCGUCAAGUCAUGGAGAAAAGGGUUGUGAUGAGUUCUGGAGGGCACCAGCAUUUGGUCAGCUGUUUGGAGACAUUGCAGAAAGCUCUCAAAGUUACAUCUCUACCUGCAAUGACUGACCGAUUGGAGUCCAUUGCCAGACAGAAUGGACUGGGCUCUCAUCUCAGUGCCAGUGGCACUGAAUGUUACAUCACGUCAGAUAUGUUCUAUGUGGAAGUGCAGUUAGAUCCUGCAGGACAGCUUUGUGAUGUAAAAGUGGCUCACCAUGGGGAGAAUCCUGUGAGCUGUCCAGAACUUGUACAGCAGCUAAGGGAAAAAAAUUUUGAUGAAUUUUCUAAGCAUCUCAAAGGUCUUGUUAAUCUUUAUAACCUUCCAGGGGACAACAAACUGAAGACUAAAAUGUACUUGGCUCUCCAAUCCUUAGAACAAGAUUUAUCUAAAAUGGCAGUUAUGCAUUGGAAAGCAACCAAUGCUGGUCCCUUAGAGAAAAUUCUUCAUGGAAGUGUUGGCUAUCUCAGUCCAAGAAGUGGAGGUCAUUUAAUGAACUUAAAAUAUUAUGCAUCUCCUUCUGACCUGCUGGAUGAUAAAACUGCAUCUCCCAUUAUUUUACAUGAGAACAAUGUUCCUCGAUCUUUGGGCAUGAAUGCAUCAGUGACAAUUGAAGGAACAUCUGCUAUGUAUAAACUCCCAAUUGCACCGCUGGUCAUAGGGUCACAUCCAGCUGACAACAAAUUGACCCCUUCCUUCUCCUCAAUCACCGGUGCCAACAGUGUUGAUCUUCCUGCCUGUUUCUUCUUGAAAUUUCCCCAGCCAAUCCCAGUAUCUCGAGCAUUUGUUCAGAAACUUCAGAGCUGUACAGGAAUUCCAUUGUUUGAAACGCAACCAACUUAUGUACCCCUCUAUGAACUCAUCACUCAAUUUGAGCUAUCUAAGGAUCCUGACCCUAUACCUCUGAAUCACAACAUGCGGUUUUAUGCUGCUCUUCCAGGUCAGCAGCACUGCUAUUUCCUCAACAAAGAUGCACCUCUUCCAGAUGGUAGAAGUCUUCAGGGAACCCUUGUUAGCAAAAUCACCUUUCAGCACCCAGGCCGUGUUCCUCUUAUCCUAAACCUGAUCAGACAUCAAGUGGCCUAUAACACCCUAAUUGGAAGCUGUGUCAAAAGAACUAUUCUGAAAGAAGAUUCUCCUGGCCUCCUCCAGUUUGAAGUGUGUCCACUCUCAGAGUCCCGUUUCAGUGUAUCUUUUCAGCACCCUGUGAAUGACUCCCUGGUGUGUGUGGUAAUGGAUGUACAAGACUCAACACAUGUGAGCUGUAAACUCUACAAGGGGCUGUCAGAUGCACUCAUCUGCACAGAUGACUUCAUUGCCAAAGUUGUUCAAAGAUGUAUGUCCAUCCCUGUGACGAUGAGGGCUAUUCGGAGGAAAGCUGAAACCAUUCAGGCCGAUACUCCAGCACUGUCCCUCAUUGCAGAGACAGUUGAAGACAUGGUGAAAAAGAACCUGCCCCCGGCUAGCAGCCCAGGGUAUGGCAUGACCACAGGCAACAACCCAAUGAGUGGUACCACUACACCAACCAACACCUUUCCGGGGGGUCCCAUUACCACCUUGUUUAAUAUGAGCAUGAGCAUCAAAGAUCGGCAUGAGUCGGUGGGCCAUGGGGAGGACUUCAGCAAGGUGUCUCAGAACCCAAUUCUUACCAGUUUGUUGCAAAUCACAGGGAACGGGGGGUCUACCAUUGGCUCGAGUCCGACCCCUCCUCAUCACACGCCGCCACCUGUCUCUUCGAUGGCCGGCAACACCAAGAACCACCCGAUGCUCAUGAACCUUCUUAAAGAUAAUCCUGCCCAGGAUUUCUCAACCCUUUAUGGAAGCAGUCCUUUAGAAAGGCAGAACUCUUCCGGCUCACCCCGGAUGGAAAUGAGUUCAGGAAGCAACAAGACGAAGAAGAAGAAGUCAUCAAGAUUACCACCCGACAAACCCAAGCAUCAGACUGAAGAUGACUUUCAAAGGGAGUUAUUCUCAAUGGAUGUAGAUUCACAGAACCCCAUCUUUGAUGUCAACAUGACAGCUGACACACUGGAUACACCACACAUCACUCCAGCUCCAAGCCAAUGUAGCACUCCCCCAACAACUUACCCACAACCAGUACCUCACCCCCAACCCAGUAUUCAAAGAAUGGUUCGACUAUCCAGUUCAGACAGCAUUGGUCCAGAUGUAACUGAUAUCCUUUCAGACAUUGCAGAAGAAGCCUCUAAGCUUCCCAGCACUAGUGAUGAUUGCCCACCCAUUGGUACCCCUGUUCGAGAUUCUUCAAGCUCUGGACAUUCUCAGAGUGCCCUUUUUGACCCUGAUGUCUUUCAAACCAAUAAUAAUGAAAACCCAUACACUGAUCCAGCUGACCUUAUUGCAGAUGCUACUGGUAGCCCUAGCAGUGACUCUCCAACCAACCAUUUUUUUGCUGAUGGAGUAGACUUCAAUCCUGAUUUGUUGAAUAGCCAGAGCCAGAGUGGUUUUGGAGAAGAAUAUUUUGAUGAAAGUAGCCAAAGUGGAGAUAAUGAUGAUUUCAAAGGAUUUGCAUCUCAGACACUGAAUACUUUGGGAGUGCCAGUGCUUGGAGGGGAUAAUGGGGAGACUAAGUUUAAAGGUGGUAGCCAAGCUGAUACAGUCGAUUUCAGUAUUAUAACUGUGGGUGGUAAGGCUUUGGGUCCUGCAGAGCUCAUGGAUCACCACAGUGGUAGCCAGAGUCCUUUAUUAACUAGUGGGGACUUAGGGAAAGAAAAGACUCAAAAGAGAGUAAAGGAAGGCAAUGGCACCAGUAAUCCUGGCCUUUCAGGGUCUGGGCUAGAUAGCAAACCAGGGAAGCGCAGUAGAACCCCUUCUAAUGAUGGCAAAAGCAAAGAUAAGCCUCCAAAACGGAAGAAGGCAGACGCUGAUGGAAAGUCUCCAUCUCACAGUUCCUCUAACCGACCUUUCACCCCGCCUACCAGUACAGGUGGUUCUAAAUCUCCAGGCAGUUCAGGAAGAUCUCAGACUCCCCCAGGUGUUGCCACACCACCCAUUCCCAAAAUCACUAUUCAGAUACCGAAGGGAACAGUGAUGGUGGGCAAGCCCUCCUCUCACAGUCAGUAUACCAGCAGUGGUUCUGUGUCUUCCUCAGGCAGUAAAAGCCACCACAGCCAUUCCUCGUCUUCCUCUUCCUCCUCAUCUGCUUCCAACUCAGGCAAGAUGAAAAGCAGUAAAUCAGAAGGCUUAUCAAGUUCCAAGUUAAGUAGCAGUAUAUAUACUAGCCAAGGGUCCUCUGGAUCUGGCCAGUCCAAAAAUUCAUCCCAGUCUGGGGGGAAGCCAGGUUCCUCUCCCAUUACUAAGCAUGGACUGAGCAGUGGUUCCAGUAGCACCAAAAUGAAGCCUCAAGGGAAGCCAUCAUCACUUAUGAAUCCAUUAAGUAAGCCAAACAUAUCCCCUUCUCACUCAAGACCACCUGGAAGCUCUGAUAAGCUUGCUUCUCCAAUGAAGCCUGUUCCUGGUACUCCCCCAUCCUCUAAAGCAAAGUCUCCUAUCAGUUCAGGUUCUGGUGGUUCUCAUAUGUCUGGAACUAGUUCAAGUGCAGGCAUGAAGUCAUCUUCAGGGCUAGGAUCCUCAGGCUCAUUGUCUCAGAAAACUCCAUCUUCUAACUCUUGCACAACAUCGUCAUCAUCCUUUUCCUCAAGUAGCUCUUCCAUGUCAUCCUCUCAGAACCAGCAUGGGAGUUCCAAAGGGAAGUCUCCCAGCAGGAAUAAGAAGCCAUCCUUAACUGCUGUCAUAGAUAAACUGAAGCAUGGGGUUGUAACCAGUGGCCCUGGUGGUGAAGACCCAAUGGAUGGCCAAAUGGGGGUGAGCACAAAUUCUAGUCAUUCUGUAUCCUCCAAACAUAGUAUGUUGGGAGGAGAGUUCCAGGGCAAGCGUGAGAAAAGUGAUAAAGACAAAUCUAAAGGUUCCACUGCUGGGAGCUCCGUGGAUUCAUCUAAGAAGACCUCCGAGUCAAAAAAUGUGGGGAGCACGGGUGUGGCAAAAAUUAUUAUCAGCAAGCAUGAUGGGGGAUCCCCCAGUAUUAAAGCCAAAGUGACUCUGCAAAAACCUGGGGAGAGCAGUGGAGAAGGGCUCAGGCCUCAGAUGGCUUCUUCCAAAAAUUAUGGUUCUCCACUCAUUAGUGGUUCCACUCCAAAGCAUGAGCGUGGCUCUCCCAGCCAUAGCAAAUCACCAGCAUAUACCCCCCAGAAUCUGGACAGUGAAAGUGAAUCAGGCUCCUCAAUAGCAGAGAAAUCUUAUCAAAACAGCCCCAGUUCAGAUGACGGCAUUCGACCACUUCCAGAAUAUAGCACAGAGAAACAUAAGAAGCACAAAAAAGAAAAGAAGAAAGUAAAAGACAAGGAUCGAGAUCGAGAUAAAGACCGAGACAAGAAAAAAUCUCAUAGCAUCAAGCCAGAGAGUUGGUCAAAAUCACCUAUUUCUUCAGACCAGCCUUUAUCAUUGACAAGUAACACAAUCUUAUCUACUGACAGGCCCUCAAGGCUCAGCCCUGAUUUUAUGAUUGGGGAGGAAGAUGAUGAUCUCAUGGAUGUGGCCCUUAUCGGCAAUUAGGGACCUUUUUUUUUUUUUUUUUUUUUUUUUGCCCCAAACAAAAAUUUAACCAGAGACAAAGUAAGGGAUGAGCCAGACAAGUCUGAUUUUUGUGUUUAAGAAUCUUAAGUGGCAUGUCUUUGACACUGAAGUUAGAAAGGCAUAGCCAGAUCCUAUUAAAGAGUCCACAGGGUUUGAUUAUAGUUACCAAGAAUUGUUUCUUUGCCAGAAAAGAAGACAAAAUACUUGUUUAUAAAAGGGAAGUGGUGGGAGGGUCAUCAUAGGGAAAGGGAAGGGUGGGAAACAAUUUUGAGGGAAAUAUUCAUAUAUAUUUUCUCCCAUUUUCCAUUUUUAGGCCAUGUCUUAAACCCAUUUUAGUGCAUGUAUUUGAAGGGCUGGGCAGAAAAUGAAAAAGCAAUACAUUCCUUGAUGCAUUUGCAUGAAGGCUGUUCACAUUUGUUUGGGUAGCUGUCCAUUUGAGGCAUGGACAAAUGAAGGACUUUAAUUAUUUUGGACACUUACGUAAUGUUUGGUGUCUGUUUCUUAGGAGUGAUUGUGGGAGGGGAGAUAAUUUUAGCUAUUUAUUUGUAAUAUUAUAAUCCUUUAUUGGUUUGUUUUUAUACAGUGUUUCUAAUUCUAUGAGAUUUGGGGUUCAAAAAGAUGGGAAGCAGAAUGAGGUUUAUUUGGAGGCCUGGAGUUUAUAGUUGGUACUUAUGCUGUAGCAUCAAGCCCAAACAAAUUAGUGAGAGUUUACCUUUGUUAUCAAUUAGCAAAACCAAAAUGGCAUUUUUGUCAUAAAAGGUUUUUCAUAUAGUUCAGACAUCAUAGGAAUAUUAUGAAUUAACCUCCUAGUGCUCCUAGUGGAGGUGUUGAUUUAGUUUCUUUUUCUUUUAAGAAAAGCUGAGCUGCCUUUUUUUUGGGGGGGUGUGGGGUUAAGCAAAUGUGUGUUCAGAUGCAGUAAGGUUUAAUGUAGGACAGCCUCCCUGACCCAGUGGCAUUAAAACCAUUACAGAAUUAAUAGUUCUCCUAUUUUCACAAUGUGCCAAAAGUCUACAUCCCAGCAUUUUGUUUGCAGGAGAACUAAUGCCAUUCCUGAGAACUGGGCUUCUUGUUUCUUUAUCACAAGGAGGAGGAGUUCAGACUGUAAUCACUCCACUAUAUGUACCAUUAUAUAAAACAGUAAAUAAUAAUAAUAAUAAUAAAUUGCAGCCAUAGUUCACUUAAAACAAUUUCAAGCUCACUUGAAGUCAUGGGGGCCUGGAAUGCUUGGUGGGCAUGAAGACUAACCCUUGCUACUAUGUAGCAAUACAAUUGGACCUUUUUGGAGGAAUAGGUCUGAAUCUGGAUUCUGGGGGACAUAAACCCUUCUUAUAAAUAUCAAAAUCCAGGAGACUAUUUGAGAGUGCAACACAAGUUCACAGUAUUUGGAGGGUCCUCUCAAAAUUCUGCGGCCUUACUUUGAUUUUGACACCUGCACUGUGCCAUUCCUGAUGCUUCCUUUCAGGAUCUGUAUCAGCAGGACGGGAUGCAGUCCCCCCCACCCUCACUCCCCACAACUCUUCUGGAUUAAAACAAAAAUGAAGCCAGGUGAUUAAUUUGUACAUGUAUCAUAAAUGGAGUGACUUCAACAGAUACUGAAGAUGAUUUCUAUAUUCAGCUCUUCAGAUUGGAAUUAGUUUCAAGUUGGAAAAUUAGCUAUGGCUUUCUUGUCUCUACUUUUCUCUAGUGUUGUCUCUUUUCUGAUCAUCAGCUUUCAACAACUCUGCCGCUUUAUGUCUCACAGUAAUAAGAAGUAGGAAAGGAAACAUUGUAAAGUGGAGUAAGAAAAGUUAUCGGCUACCAUUAUCAGAGUCCAAUGUCUUGGGUGACACUAAGAAGGACAUGGGCAAGGUGAUACCAGAGUGUUUUAUCUUGUGAUGCUGAUACAGUAGCAACCUUUGAGACAUAGAACCAGGUUGGAUUUCUCACCUAGUUUUGAAUCAUAUCUCAUUGGUUUUUGCAGAAAAAAAAAAAAGUAAAUGGUUUUAAAUUUGUUUUGGGUGGGAAAUAUUUUAUGGGGGUUGUACUGCUUAGUAUCAGGGGCUCAGCACCCCCAAGCAAAGCAAACAAAUACCAAAAUGAGUAAACUGGGAAGCUUUUUCUCUCUUUCUGUCUUCAUCCCAGAUCAAAGAAUUCCGAGUUAGGAUCUGGAUGAAGGAUAAGCCCCUGAAUUGUCGAUGGGCACACCCCACACACUGGCCCAGCAUCUGAACUUGAUUAACAGGGAUCCGGGGCUAAACUGCUUCACCCUGCCUGGGAACCAGGGAGCACUACAUUUCUCCACAGGGUGGAGGAGAAGAGGCAGAAUAAGCCAAGCCUGGGACACCUCCCUCCUGUCUAGUUGUACUCAUUCUCCUGUUUUCAAAAAGACGGCAAGGAUGUGAAGUCAACUUCUACCUGUCUUCUGCUGCUGGUGUCCUAUGUAUUCAUAGUUGGACCUGAUUCUUCUGUCUUUUGGCUUCAUGCUAGGGGUUCUUGGUCAAAACCUGCUCUGAUGUACAAGAAGAUUUCAGGUUCAAAAUGUCUUUUAAACAAGUAUUUGGGUUAGGAGGGAAUGGAACAGAACAGACAUAAUUGCCAAAACCAGGCUUGAGGUUGGUAACUCUUGGAAAAAAUUUUCCUUAAGACCUAGGUCUGAAAAUUAAAAGCAGCAAUACUAUGAAUUUUUAGAAACCCUUUCAGGGAUCCAGUGAGUCAUGCAGUAUCUAGUCAAGUCACUUAAAGCCGAUGAUGCCAGUACAGGAAACACAUAAUCCCUGGGGCAAUUUCACUUUCUUAAUGCAUGUAUUUUUUUCUUUCUAUUCUCCUCCUCUAUUUCUACCCUUGAGUUAGUUUUUUGAGGGUUAGGAAGUAUUAAUCAUCUCAGAAACUAGACUGGGAAAUAAAUUCUGAGUUUUAAAAAUGUACAUCAGGAGCAGUUGGGGUCUUUUCUAAAAAAAUCAAAUUUGAUUUUCUGUGCAUAUGGCCGUUCUGUAAAUAAUUUGGGGUUUUUCAUUUUUUUGAAAGUAGACAAUAUCUGUGGGAUUUUCCCCAAAAAAACAUUACAAAAAAAACUUGUUUAUUUACAUGCAAAUAAAUUUCUUUGAUAAAAAG